Messenger RNA from Ylistrum balloti, 2139 nucleotides. RefSeq names its product putative hydroxypyruvate isomerase. NCBI's taxonomy places the organism in Eukaryota, Metazoa, Mollusca, Bivalvia, Pectinida, Pectinidae. The record is from RefSeq and is a predicted model, not a curated record. Gene Ontology annotation, biological process: glyoxylate metabolic process. The coding region runs from base 7 to 861 and encodes 284 amino acids. Gene Ontology annotation, molecular function: hydroxypyruvate isomerase activity. The transcript is spliced from 8 exons.
ACCUAGAUGUGGUGGUCUACUUUCAGUUUUUCUGUUGCACGUGUAUUUGUAAAUUCAUACCAAAUAAGGAUGUCACAUAAACUGGCAGCAAACCUGACGACAAUGUUUAAAGAACAUUCGUCACUUUUGGCUCGUUAUAAAGCCGCGAAAGACGCCGGCUUUAAGUAUGUGGAGUGUGCGUUCCCAUACGGAGAGUCUCUGGAAUCCAUUCAACAAGCAAGGACGGCAGCCGGAGUAGAACAGGUCCUCAUUAAUGCAUGGCCUGGUGACAUGAAAAAUGGUGAGAUUGGUUUAGCAGCCCUACCUAACAAAGUGAAGGAGUUUCGGGAGAAGUUGGAGACUUCAGUAGAGUAUGCCAAGGCUCUUAACUGUAAACGGAUGCAUGUUAUGGCUGGUUUGAAGCCAGGUUUCCAAGAUGAAGCUAUGGAAGAAGUUUUCAUUGAAAACAUUCGCUAUGCUGCUGAAAGGCUCAGUAAGGACGGGAUUGUUGCCGUCAUUGAACCAAUCAACAACAGACUGUCUAUACCCAAGUACUUUCUGACAGACAUACACAAAGCUGUGGAGUAUAUUAAGAAAAUCGACCAUCCUAAUUUGAAGUUACAAUUUGAUUUUUUUCACAUACAAAUUAUGGAUGGUAACUUGACUGGAAAUCUAAAGAAAUAUCUUCCUUAUAUAGGUCACAUACAGAUUGCUCAAGUACCAGACCGGGGAGAGCCCAGUGAUGGGGAGAUAGACUUCAAGUACAUCUUCAAACUCCUCAAGGAAGUAGGAUAUGAUGGCUACAUAGGACUGGAGUAUAAUCCUCGAGGUAAAACAGAAGAUGGACUGAAAUGGAUACAAGACUAUGGCCUGACACUGUAAAGGAAACGGGGAUUCAAUCUUGUUUAUUUGUUAAUUUUGAAGAAGAUAGAGAAAACUUUCCAGUUGGAAGUGCCUUUGUAAGAAGUGUAUAAUUAAAAAGGUCUUUUUUUGUCAUUCCUGCUUGUAUUGCAAGGAGAGGGGUGGAAGAUAUAACAUACAAAACAGUGGUCAGUACUGGGGCUGUAGUAUAUAAUAUACAAAACAGUGGUCAGUACUUGGGCUGUAAUAUAUAACAUACAAAACAGUGGUCAGUACUGGGGCUGUAGUAUAUAACAUACAAAACAGUGGUCAGUACUGGGGCUGUAGUAUAUAACAUACAAAACAGUGGUCAGUACUGGGGCUGUAGUGUAUAACAUACAAACAGUUGUCUGUACUGGGGCUGUAGUAUAUAACAUACAAAACAGUGGUCAGUACUGGGGCUGUAGUGUAUAACAUACAAACAGUGGUCAGUACUGGGGCUGUAGUGUGUAACAUACAAAACAGUGGUCAGUACUGGGGCUGUAGUAUAUAUCAUACAAAACAGUGGUCAGUACUGGGGCUGUAGUAUAUAUCAUACAAAACAGUGGUCAGUACUGGGGCUGUAAUAUAUAACAUACAAAACAGUGGUCAGUACUGGGGCUGUAGUAUAUAACAUACAAAACAGUGGUCAGUACUGGGGCUGUAGUAUAUAACAUACAAAACAGUGGUCAGUACUGGGGCUGUAGUGUAUAACAUACAAACAGUGGUCAGUACUGGGGCUGUAGUGUAUAACAUAUAAAACAUUGGUCAGUACUGGGGCUGUAGUAUAUAACAUACAAAACAGUGGGCAAUACUGGGGCUGUAGUAUAUAACAUACAAAGCAGUGGGCAAUACUGGGACAGUCAUAUAUCGCUCCUCUUGGUAUGACAUGGUAAUGUCAUGAUAAAAAAUAUAUCAAAUAUUGUGAUAAUCAGAGGAUGUCAUGUUGUUGAAUUUAUUUUCUUGUACAGGGUAUUGUGUGUAAAUGUGGCAGAAAUGUUAUAUAUAUCCAAUCCAAUCCAAAUGAUGUCUAUUUAUAUAAAACCAUAUAUUUUGUUUGAUUGAAGCAUGUAGUCUUUUAUGGGCAUUUUGGGCUACUGACAAUGGGCUGUUAUAUUAUAUUGAGCUUAUGUAUAAUUGUGAUUUAGUCAGAAUGGAAUCAAUUGACCUAUAUGUUCAUGGCUGAGCUUUAAAUAUCAUUUUCAUGAGAAUUUUAAUAUACAAAAUGAAUAAUGGUAUAUAUGUCUUGUUUGAUUGUUAGAAAUAAAUAUUUAGUACCAA